Molecule: messenger RNA, 14735 nt
Organism: Podarcis lilfordi (Lilford's wall lizard)
Lineage: Eukaryota; Metazoa; Chordata; Lepidosauria; Squamata; Lacertidae
Source: the annotation of a GenBank genome assembly
GGAGAGUGGGCCUCAUGGAAGAGGCGUGGCUUCCAGAAGUGCGGGUACAGUGGGCGUGGCUUAAAUAGCCACGGGGUGACCGAGGCGUGGGCGGGGCCUAGCUCACCAUGACAGGGGGCGGGGCCUGCGUGUUUCCUGAGGCGCGAGGGAGCCGCGCUUACCUUGGAGGGCGGGCGGGAUGCAGGCCUCCUGCACCGGCGCGGGCCUCGACAGGCCCAGCUGCUCUGCCUGCGACACCAGCCAGGGCGACAGUCCCAGCGCGCGGAAGCCGGACAUGGCCGGAGCCCCUCGCCGCUCAGGAGGAAAGAGUGAAAGGAAGGCAGCAAUCCCACAAGGCACCGCGACAGCGCCGGCGCAUUUGUUGCGCGUCACGCCUCGCUCCCCUCCAAUGGCCCGCCGUUUGGACUACGACGCCCAGCAUGCAUUGCGCCCAAUAAACCAAGCCCUAUUCCCAGCACAUACAACUCCAAUGCGGGGUUCAGGGGUUUCAAUGGCUCUGACAGGAAGAGGGCGGUUGUUUUGUUUAAAAUAUUAGCUAGCUGCUUGUUUUCCAGCAGGCGGAGCCCGUAUGCAGCGAGCGGGUCCCUCUUCCCUUUUCGUAUCUCUAAGCAGAUCCGGCGACGUAGCGCCUCUCCCGCCCCAAAACUCCGGCUCCCGGCAAGCAAUUCGCCCGCGGGGCUUCCCGAUUGGUCAGGCGGGCGGGUGGGCGCGGCGAAAGGGCGAGGGCCGGCCAAUCGGCGCUUCCCGGCGUGCCUUGCGAGGGAGCUCCGAGGAGAGUUCGGAGGCGACGACGUGUCCGCUGCUGGUCCCGGAGAGGCGACGGCGAGGAAGCGCAGCGAUGGCGGCGGCGACCCAGGGCGAGGCCGACGAGCUCUUCGACGUCAGGAACAACUUCUACAUCGGCGCCUCGCAGGCGGCCAUUAACGAAGCGCAGCGAGUCAAGGUCACAGAAUAAUAAUAAUAAUAAUUUUUUAUUUAUACCCCGCCCUUCCCGGUUCAGAAAACCGGGCUCAGGGCGGCAAACAACAAAUUUAAAGCACUUAAUUGAUGCAGCAAAAAACAGCAUACAAUACAGUAUAAAACGUGAAUAACAAUAAAUUCAGAAUUCAGAAAUCAAUUUAGGGGGGAAAUCCAUCCAAUAAGCAUUAGAUGAUCCUCAGGGCUAGCUGGCUGAAUUGGUCCUACUUGGGCCAGUGAGGAGAUCAGGGGAGAAUUAGCUGUGGGAUCCCAGAGCGGGUAAUCUUCAUAAAAGGGGAGGGGGAGGGAAGGAAGGGGAAUAAAAGAUCAGGCUAAGUUCAAAUUGAAAGCCAGGCGGAAUAGCUCUGUCUUACAGCCCUGUGGAAGAAGUUAACUCCUGAAGGGCCCUGGUCUCCUGGGACAGUGGAUUCCACCAGGUCGGAGCCAUCACUGAGAAGGCCCUGGCCCUGGUGGAGGACAGUCUGACUUCCUUAGGGCCCGGGACGUCUAAAGAAUGGUUAUUCAUCGAUCUUAAGGUCCUCUGCAGGGCAGACCAGGAGAGGCGGUCCCCAUAAAUACGAGAAGAGCCAGAGAUGCUGCGGGGGGAUGUCUGUGGGGAUUGAUUGCGCCUCCCCAGUGGAAAGAGUCCAUAAUCAGCUCAAGUCCAUAAUCAGAACAACAACAACAACCAUUAUACCCUGGGUUGCUCCAGGCACUCUGGGCAGCCUCCAGUGUAUAUAGGAACAUAAUGAAACGUUACACAUAAAAAACCUUCCCUUUAGGUGUCUUCAAAAGGUUGUACAGUUACGUAUCUCCUUGGUUCGGGGGUCGCAGAACUCCAGACCCUCCAAUGACAAUGGGGCAUCCUAAGGGAAAGCGGGACAUUCCAGGAUCAAUCAGAAACUGGGAUGACUUCUGUAAAUCCGGGACUGUCCCGCCAAACAUAUCCUUGAAGCUUCCUGGGAGAUAGGACAGGCGAAAGGAGUGAGAUAGAGGAUGGCAUGUCAACAGCCUGCCAAAGGCCUGUUUGUCAAGGGAACGGUGAUCAAAAUGUGACAUUUCUGCUCAAAUCCUGCUUGAAGCUUUGGGACAUCUGCUUGGCCCAAGCAUGGUGGACUAGAUGCCCAACCACCCCUGGCCUGAACCAGCUGGUUUUUACAUUUCUUAUAUUUCUAUGAGACUUUUCUAUGAGACUUCCUCUUCUAUGUUUCCUCCCACUCCAGCCCUUCAACUCUGCAAAUGAUUCUACUUCCCCCCCUCUUGUUUCUUCAGCCCUCCAGUCCUGACAAAGAGAUGGAAAGGGAUAUCUUCCUGUAUCGUGCCUACAUUGCCCAGGUGAGGCUUCUGAAAAAAAGGACAGUUUGCCUGCUUCCAGGCUUGCCCAAUGUGUGGGUUGAGUUUUGAAGUUUAUAACACCACUGUUUAUAACACCUUGAAAGCAACUGUCUCAGAAACAGCCAUGCCUUCUAUCUUUCCCAAUUCACUUUUGAGACUUCCCAUUUCUCCUUUUGUACAGCGAAAAUAUGGCGUGGUGUUGGAUGAAAUCAAGCCCAGCUCACCUCCGGAACUCCAAGCUGUGCGGAUGUUUGCAGAAUACCUUUCUAAUGAGAGCCAAAGGUGGGUCUGGGUGCCCAAACACAGCAGCCUUUCUCCUGGAAAAUCAAAUUCCUAGGAAUGGUGAUUGGAUUCUAACAUAAUAUCCAGAUUUUAAAAUUGCAGCGCAGUAUGCCUGGCAGGUUGACCCUUAGCAUGUAAAAGCUGUUCCCAGUUAUCCCUAUUACAUAUGUAGAUAGAAGGAACUUUUGAUGAACUUUCCAUCAAAAGGAACUUUUUGAUGAACUUGAUGAACUUUCCAUCGUGCAGCAGUGGAAAUCAUUAAAAAAAACCUAGCUCUAUCCCACUGAUAUACCGUAAAAAUCCUUUGAAUUUAGUUAUUGCAGAAAAAAAUAACACAUAAGUUACGGGUCUCUAAGGGGCAGGAAGAUCCUGAUUGUUUCCAUUCAGUGUGGUGGGAUUUUAUUUCAUGUAGUUUAGUUUCAAAUGUCUCUCCCUCUUCCAUCUAGAGAAUUAUGGUUGACAUGAUUUUAGAUUUGAUGUUAAUUCAUGUGCUUAGCUUUUGUAGGCCCUGCCUCUUGUUGGAUAUAUUAUUGGAUUUUUGUUGUUGGUUUAUUUGUCUCUGUGGUUCUAUAAGCAUUUUGAUAAGCAAUAAAAACAAUUUUUUAAAAAGCCUGGGGAGAGCCUACUGCAAAAGGAGUGCAACCACUGAAAAGUCCCUGCCUUUUGUGGUCCCCUCAGAUGAGGUGCAUGCGUUGGUAGAAGCUAAUUGCAAAAUGGCACCUUAAACCUGGGUUACAGUCGACACAACAAAAUGCCUAGGUGUCAUUUUCCCCCCAGUGAAAUUUUUUAUUAUUAAUCAUUUCAUUUCUAUACCUCUUUAUAUUUUGAAAAAAAAUUCCUCAAAGUGGUUUAUAGCGCAUUAAAACAUCAAAUAAAACAAUACAGAAUAAAACAAAUUCAAGCUUCAAGGAAAAGAUUUCAGAUCCUUCUCUAGGUGACAUUCUGCUUCCCCCAUAUUUAUUUGCCUACUUAAUUUAUAGAGCUGCCCCAUAACAGAAGGAUUCUAUGAAGCCAGUGGGGUGUAGUGGUGAGAGUGUCGAGACUAGGACAGGGUUUGGCAACCUGCGGUCCAUGGGUGACAAGUGGCCCACGGGGGUUGUUUAAACAGCCCACAAGCUGCUCCCAAACCAAGCCGCCCGGUCAGUGAGUCCCCGUCCACCGCACUAAACCUGUGGAGCGGGGACUCCUACAGCGCCGGAAAUCACGUCUGCCGCAUGGAUCCGGCCCACGGAGCGAUCUCUGCGGGAGUGAACCAGCCCAGGUGAGGUAAACCUUGCCAAUCCCUGGACUAGGACCUGGGAGAUCAGGGUUCAAAUCCCCACUCAGUCAUGGAGCUUUCUGGACGACCUUGUGAGUCAGUCACAGCCUCUGUGUUGUUGUAGGGAUUAACUGAGGAGGGGUGUUGGUGAACAAUGGACUCCUUGGAUAAAAAGGUGGGAGAUAAAUGCAAUAAAUAAGCUCUUCUGCUUACUUGCUUAAGAAAGCUGGAGGGGCCAGCCAGAUGGAGAUGUUAGUCGCCAAGCUGGCACCCAGAGAACUCCACGUGGUCACAGCUGGCCUUGCGCCAAUUGCAAAAUGCGCCUGGGGAAUUUCUGACACUAGGUGUUCAGAGAGGGGCCUGUGAAAAGGACCGCAGGAUCCAGGAUCAUGUGGGGAGAGGCAGUUGCAGGUGUGCUUGCAAAUGGUGGUUUUUGCCAUUAACAGUGGUCUUCAAAGACACCCUGGGGCAACUCCCAGGUGAGAGCUGGGAGUGGAGGGGUCUGGGAUGCUUCCAUUUCCUGAUGCUUACUUUAGUGGCAUUCCUCUCUCUCCCUCUCCCCACCCCGGGCCCUGCGUCAAAAGAGAUGCGAUUGUGGCUGAACUGGACAAGAAGAUGGCUAAGAGCAUUGACGUCACUCACAACACUUUCCUUCUUAUGGCGGCCUCAGUCUACUUCCACGACCAGAACCUGGAUGCAGCAUUGCGAACCUUGCACCAGGGGGACAGCUUAGAGGGGUGAGUGGAAUUGGGUUGUUGUGGCAGCGGCUUUUUUUCUUGGCUUAUAGCACAAACCUGAACUGUGCCAGCUGACCUUUAUAAGAACAAGUGUUGACGAAUUGGUGCCUGAGUUUGAUUUCCCCCUCUUCCUUCCCUGCACCUUUUUCCUUGUGUGUGUGUGUCUUCUUAGAUUGUAAGCCUCUGGGCCCAGAGCACCUUGUUUCAAUUGAAUACAUGUCAGCCGCUCUGUGGGAGCCUUUUUGGUUGAAGAGCCCAGUACAAACGGUCAAAACAAAACUGUGGCCGGGGCUUCUCCAGGAGAGUGGCUCCUUCCAUAUUUCGAGGAACUGAUAGCCAACCACAUUCAAAGAGUUGCACUGAGUUGACUAAUGCUUGCUCUGCUUGUAGUAGAUGCGCUGAACUGUACACAUGGCUAAGUUAGGUCUGCUAAUUUCAGUGGGGCUACUCUUGAAUAGGUAUUGCUCAGGACUGCAAUUCCUCAAGGACCACCUCUUUCCAUAUGAACCUACCUGGACCCUGAGAUUAACUUCUGGGGCCUUUCUUCAUGUGCCUCCACCACGAGAGGUCUGGAGGGGGGUAACAUGAGAACAGGCUUUUUCUGCAGUGGCUCCUCUUCAGCUGGCACCUUCAUUAUUCACCUUUAGGUGCCAGGCAAAAACCUUCUUCUUCAACCAGGCCUUUGGCUGAUUGCCAUCCAGCGCCCUUUUAAAAUGUGUCAUGGGGGGCGGAUUAUUGUUAUGGGAGGGGGGAUUAUUUUUGCUAUGUAUUUUGUGUUUUUAUAUUGAGAACCACCCUGAGACUUGCCGGUGUAGGGCGGUACACAAAUUUAAUACUGAUACUAAUAGCAAAAUCGGACUAACAUACAGCCCAUUGAAAUUAAUUGAACUAAGUUAGGUUCUAUUUGCACUGAACAUUUAAAGCAUUAUCUUUUAAACUGCAAAUAAUACCAGGAACUGUAGUUUUCUAAGACUGCUGAGAGUUAAGAGAGUUAUAACUAUUGGAAUGUUUUAACAACCAAUCCUUCUUCCCUGGGAACUGUAGCUCUGGGAGAGGAUUUGGGGGUGUCUCCUAACAGCUCUUGGCAUCCUAAUCAAACUACAGUUCCCAGGAUUCUUUGGGCACUAAGCCCACGAGUCUUUCAGAUGUUAAGAACUUGGCUCUUGUCUGACCAAAGGUCCACAGGCAGCAAACUCACAGGUGCAAGUUCCUAAAACUCUCCCUUCUCUCGUUCCCUCUAGCAUGGCAAUGACUAUUCAGAUCCUUCUGAAACUAGAUCGCCUGGAUCUGGCCCGGUAAGUUUCCCCAGAACCGGAGUCGCUUUCAGCACCAGCCGGCUUCUGUCUGUCCAUCCCCUCGUCCACCUCCUCCUGCACGUGUGGUGCAGUGCGAAAGCAGCCACAGAAAGCUUGGCUCUGUCACACUUAAGCGAGGUCCAGUUUGGAGUCACAUGAUUGGAGACCUCUGCCCUCAGCAGGUCUCCUCUGAGCAGCAGCACCUCAGAAGCUUUUAGGCAUGAUUUUGGAUGGGUCUUCUCGAUGUGGCCAGUCAAUUAUUAUUAUUAUUAAUAUUUGUUUAUAUGCCGCCACUCUGGGCAGCCUCCGACAAAAAAUAGUCAAAACACAAGGCAGCAUCAAACACUAAAAGCUUUCCUGAACAGGGAUGCCUUCAGAUGUCUUUUAAAAAUCACAUAGCUGUUUAUCUCCCCUCUGAUGGGAGGGCGUUCCAUAGGGCACGCGUGACUGUUGAGAAAGCCCCCUGCCUGGUUCCAUCUAACCUCACUUCUCUCAGGGAGGGAACCACCAGAAGGCCCUCGGAGCUGGACCUCCGUGACUGGGCUGAAAAACGGGGGUGAAGAUGCUCCUGCAGGUACACAGGGCUGAGGCCAUUUAGGGCUUUAAAGAUCAGCACCAACACUUUGAAUUGUGCUCAGAAACGUACUGGGAGCCAAUGAGGAUCCUUUAGGAUCGGGGUUAUAUGGUCCCAGUCACCAGUCUAGCUGGUGCAUUCUGGAUUCGUUGUUGUUUCCAAGUCACCUUCAAAGGUAGCCCCAUGGAGAGCGCAUGGCAGUAGUCCAAGCAGGAGAUAACCACUCCGGUGAGACAGGGAGUAGACAGGCAGAGUCUCAGCCGGCGUAACAGCUGCAGCUGGUAAACAUCUGCCCUGGGCCAUCCCUAACCAUUGGGAAAGGACUAUAACUCAGCAGCAGAGCCUUGGUCCGAAGGUCCCAGCUUCAGGCCCCAUUGGCAUCUCCAGGCAGGGCUGGGAGAGAGUCUCUGCCGGUCAGUAUAGACCAGGGGUCAGCAAAAAAUUUUAGCCACGGACCGGUCCACUGUCCCUCAGACCAUGUGACGGGCCAGAGAAGCGGCACUGGGGGGAGAGCUGGAAGAAGAGCCGAGGGGGGCAAGUAGUCCUCCUCCCCAGCCCCGGCUGCUGCGUUUACCUUCCCUGGGGCUGCUGCUUCUCAUGGGUAGGCAGAGCGAGCUGGUCUGCUCCGUUCUCUGGCCCACAGGAGCAGCAGGGCAGUGGUGGUGGAGGGAAGAUGAGCAGUGCAAAAGGGCUGGCUCUGGAGAGGGGCUGCAAAAAUGGCUCUCAGCCAGCUCAGCCCAGCCCCCUUCCUCCUCUAGGCAGGGCGGGGAGAAGCCAGGAGGAGGGAGGGAGGAGGCGCCGCCACGGUGUGUGUGUGGGGGGGAUGGAAUGGCUCAAGGGGGGGAAAUGGUGCAGUCCAAACGAACAGAAUCCCCACAUUGAUCCACGGACAGUCCGCGGGCCGGAUCCUGAAGGCAAUUGGGCCUGAUCCGGCCCGCGGACCUUAGUUUGCCGACCCCUGCUGUAGACAGUACUGAGCUACAUGGAUUAAAUCGUCUGGUUCAGGAUAAGGCAGCUUCCUAUGUUUAAAUCAUCUUUUUUGCUGUGGACCAUGAGGACUAGAAUCUUCGAGUGUCUUUAUGGGAAAGAACAUGGCUGAGUGUUACAGAACCUGUGUUGCCUGCAGAAGGUCCCAGGUUCCAUCUCCAGUAACAUUCUCUCUCCCUCCAUUCUCCAGGAAGGAGUUGAAGAAGAUGCAGGAGCAAGACGAAGAUGCGACUCUGACCCAGCUGGCGACGGCUUGGGUGAAUCUCGCCCUGGUGGGUACCAUAUCGUGUAUUCCUGUGCCAAGGGUGAAGCCAAGUCAUUCUGUCAUUUCUUUAUUAAAACACCGGGAGAUGGAUAUGGCCUAGCAACCCCCUCCCCCAAAAAAGGCUUCAAGAUAGGGAAUGGAGAGACUCCCCUGGGAAGAAAGUUUGCAGUGUUUUGGACUUUUUACUUCAGAGAAAAGGUGAUAAAGAGAGGCAUGGCAGAAGGGGACAAAAUCACACACGGCAUGAAGACCGUGGAGAGUGGAAGGUUUUCCUCCCUCUGUCAUAACGCCAGAACUUGUGGUCAUCCAGCAAAGCUGAACGUUGGAAGAUCCAGGACAGACAAGAGGAAGUACCAUUGUUAACCUGUGAUACUCCCUUCCACAGGAGGCAGUGAUCACCACCAACCUAGAUGGCUUUUAAAAGAGGAUUGGACAAAUUCAUGGAGGAGAAAGCUAGUGAUGGUUCCUAGCCAGGGUGGCUCUGCUCUGCUCCCAUGGCUGGAGGCAGUCGUGCGUCUGAAUACCAGUUGCUGAAAGCCCCAGAGAGGGACGGUGCUCCUGUGAUCUGGUCCUGCUUGCAGGUUUCCCAUUUGGAGCAUCCGGUUGGCUGCUGUGAGAACAGGGCGCUGGCCUCGGUGCGCUGUUCUCCUCUUCUUCGCCAUGGCUAGGGAGCAUCAUGUCCAGGGGGAAAACAAUGCUGUUGGGUUGUAAAGACUGCGGAGAGGAUAAUUGGGUGCACUCUUCCCACCUUGGAUCAAAUCUAUGCUUCCAGGUGUCAUAAGAAAGCUGCAGAGAUAGCGCAGGAUAGUGCGCACCCCGGAAAUGAUCUCUUUCAGCUUCUGCCUUCUGGAAGAAGGUCCAGGGUUAUAAAGACUAGGACUAGCUGCCUGAGAAACAGUGUCUAUCCAAAUGCGAUUUUGGUUUUAAACGCAGUGUAAGGUAGUCUCUAUGGGAGUAUAUUGUAUUUAAUUAUGGGGUAUCAGAGUUUUUAGGGGGUUAACCAGGCUGGGAUAGCUGGGAUAGCAGGCUUGUUGGUUUUUGAAUGUCUGGUGUAGAUUUUUUUCAAUUUCAUUGUUCUGUAUGGGACAAUGACAAUAAAGAUUAUCAUAUCGUAGAGGCCGCAUGUAGCCCUCCAGGCCUCUCCCCUGGCCCUGCUUUACACCAUCCUUGGAAGGUUUUGUUUAUUUUAUUUAUGAAGGGUUAUUGUUUUGUUGUUUUGGUUAAAUUAUUUACUUGUCUUUUAUUCUGUGAAUGGCCCUGCGAUCUUUUGAUGAAGGGCGGUAUGUAAGUAUAAUAAAUAGAAAUAGUGAAAAAAAUUGCCUGGCUGGAAAUGUGUCAUCAGAACCCUUGCUGGACAGAGUAGUAGAGUGAGGAGCAUGUGCAAGAAUGUGCCUGCCUUGCUCCACCCACCUUUAGCCCCGCCCACCACCGGCCUCUGGCUGGAAAACGGCUUGGGGUGGCAUCUCCGCUUGUGACUCUCUCUCUCUGCAGGGCGGCGAGAAGUUGCAGGACGCCUAUUACAUCUUCCAGGAGAUGUCUGAGAAGUGGUCGCCCACCCUCUUGCUCCUCAACGGCCAGGCCGCUUGCUACAUGGGCCAGGGCAAGUGGGAUGAUGCCGAGGGGGUGCUCCAGGAGGCUCUGGACAAGGUGAGGGACCCUCUGAGAUCCCCACCUGGGAGGUGGUCAUUGCAGCAGUUGCUCUUCCCCAUUGGAACUGGCAGGGUGGAAGCCAGGGGGACCCCAACGGCUGACGUGGCAAACCAGAGGCAGAGGCGACGCAUUCCAGUUCUGGUCCUGUCCUCUGUUCAAUGAGGACUAGAACAUUGGGACUUACGAGGUUGUCUCACCCCAUCAGCAGAGCUGCUCCUGUUACAGGUGCUACAUAACACCUGCUCCACAUUCAGGGUGGCAGCUCCUAAACUUUGGAACUCCCUACCAAUUGAAUUCAGGCAGGGAGACUCAGCCCUGUGUGGACUGCACCUGGCAUCUUCUGCGGCCCAAGAGGUUUUGUGCCACCAGCUCAGGGGCAGAUAAUCACAAGCUAGAGGAAUUAUCAGCUGGCCUGGUGAUGAGGUGUCCUCCCUUCUUAGAAUAGCAGAAUGGAAAGAAACCCCCCCUCAAGGGUCAUCCCCCUGCAAUGCAGGAAUCUCGGCUAAAGCCCCCACCCCCAGGUGGCCUGCCAGUCUCUGCUUAAAAACCUCCAAGGAAGGAGAGUCUGCCACCCUCUGAGGGAGUUGAGCAUCUCUUACCCCCAGAGAGUUGAGUCGGAAACUCCUUUCUUGCGAUUUGAAUCCCUCGGUUCAGGUUCUGCCCUCUGAAGCAGCAGAAGACAAGUGGUUCCUUCUCCUUUAGUUUUGACUUCUCCUCCCCCCGCCUUCUCCUCCUUUCCUACAGGACAGCAGCCAUCCUGAAACCCUGAUCAACUUUGUCGUCCUCUCGCAGCACUUGGGGAAGCCUCCAGAGGUGAGGGCCGCCUCCUCUUUAUUUCUUUAUUUAGGCCUGGCGGGGGGUGGGGCUCUGAAACCCACCAGACUCCAGCUCCCAGCAUCCCGGCAGCGGUCGGGGAUCCAGCCGCACCAGGAGGGAUGCAGAUGCUCCCCUUCCAUUUCUGGAAACUAGCACCCCCUAUGCCUGUUUCUCGCUUCAUGGCACCUUCUGUGCUUCCCACCUGCUCCAAAAUCUGUGCUUCCUGUACUUUCCAACUACAAUCUGGGGUGGGGGAGACAUUUGCACCAAGUGAAGCUUCCCAGCUGAGACCUUAGUGGGAUUUCUUUUUUUUAAGACCUUGCAUUAAAAAACAUAUAAAGUGAGAAGCUUCUGUCCCCAGCUCCUUGCCUUCUUCCCUCUCCACUGCCCUUCAUCUAGGAAAAUCAGUGCCGACCCCCAUCUCCUCUCCUCCCUCCCUUUUUAAGGAUAUUCCCCUCCCCUAAAUAUUCGCUUGUGUUAAUCUGGAUUUCCUACACUUGGUGGAAAAAGACCAGAGGGUAUUCUUUGGUUUCAUGUUGGUGCUUAUUACUGUUUUAUUCUUAUUCUUAUUAUUUGUUGUUUUUCUUUAAUUUCAUGAAAUGAUUGUGGAAAAACCUCAAAGUGAUUUAUAAAAAGGAAAACUUCCUAGUUGCUUGUUACUCAAAGCUCUCCAAGCGACCUGCAGCGGAUUUUUUAAUGUUACCAUAAAUAAGCAUGCAUUAGAUUUAAAAGAACACAUUUUUUAUAUUAAAAAACUUAAAACAGAGUUACAUAAUAAAUAAAACUCUUUCCUCCCAGAGGGUGGAUUUGCUUCUGAGUAGGAUGCAGCUUCUGUCCAGCUCUUAAAUUUUCACGAACAUCAAUAAAGUAAUUUAUGGAAAGUGUGGUUCCAUGGUGUUCCUGGUGUGUGAAAGCCAUGCUCCGUGGAUUCUGCAUGUUGAAUAAAAUGCAACCGUGGCGCUCCUCAUCCCCCUACCAUGUUCAUGCUUUAAGGCAGUUAAUUUGUCCAUGAGCAUCAAGCCCCAGGCUUGUAGAGCCAGCGUGGUGUAGUGGUUAAGAGCGGCAGUCUCGUAAUCUGGUGAACCGGGUUCGCGUCUCCACUCCUCCACAUGCAUCUGCUGGGUGACCUUGGGCCAGUCACACUUCUCUGAAGUCUCUCAGCCCCACUCAUCUCACAGAGUGUUUGUUGUGGGCGAGGAAGGGAAAGGAGAAUGUUAGCCGCUUUGAGACUCCUUAAAGGGAGUGAAAGGCGGGAUAUUAAAUCCAAACUCCUCCUCCUCCUCCUCCUCUUCUUCUUCUUCUUCUUCUUCUUCUUCUUCUUCUUCUUCUUCUUCUUCUUCUUCUAUGUGAGACCUGAGCUUCAAAAAAGGUCUCUGCUGAGAGAUCUCCACUGUCUGGCGAUGACUAGCUUUGCAGCUGUUCUCAGGUGCAUGAUUAAAUCUUGCUUUGUUAAGCUGUGAAACUCUGGAGAGAUGUGUAGCUCUACCUCUCGGUCCAUAGGGACAAUUUGCUCCGUAACUGUAACAGCAGCAGGAAUUUCUGCCAGCCCCCAAAGAGCAAAAUGUCACAAUCCCAUCCCAUGGAAAACCCCCCACCUGUGCCAUUUUCUCCCCUCCUGACGACCCCUUUACUCUCCCUUUGUCUGACCCUCCGUCUUCUUCCUCCCUUUGAGGUUACCAACCGUUACCUGUCGCAGCUGAAAGAUGCCCACCGACAUCACCCCUUUAUCAAGGAACACCAGACCAAGGUAAGAGGACCGUCUCUUCUCUUCUGUUCACCCAGCCCGGGGUGGGCUGGGGAUCAUAGGAUCAUAGAACUGUAGAGUUGGAAGGGACCCCAAGGGUCAUCCAGUCCAACCCCUUGCAGUGCAGGAACCUCAGCUAAAGCCUCCCAUGACAGAUCCAAGGAUGUAAGAACAAAGACAGAGCUUUUCAGCCCAGGGUUUCCUCAACUUGGUUCUCCAGCUAUUGUUGGACUACGACUCCCACCAUCCCUAUUUAGCAGGACUAGUGGCCAGGGAUGAUGGGAACUGUAGUCUAGAAACAGCUGGGUACCCAAGUUGGGGAAACACUGUCUUGGAGUUCCCAUAAUUUUUUUUUAAGAUGUUACUUUUAAUGGGAAGUAAAGGGGGGGGUUUACAUAAUCUUUAGGGAUGCAAUAACUUGAUUGUUCAUCUAUUUUCCCAUGUUCUGAACAUCUCUUCAAGAGCAAAAUAUUUUCACAAUGCUUUUAAAACAGAAGAGAAGGCAAGUUACUGGAACAUUACAGUACAGUCCUUUUUAAAGAAAUACAGUGACAAUCCCAGAGAUUGAAACUAUAAGAUUACAAGCAUUUAAGACACCUAGUUUUGAAAUACUUGCAGAUGAUCAAUUUCACUAUGAACAAAAUAUAGGUAGAUUGGAAUCUGAUUUCUUCAUAAAUACUUUCACAAGGAUGGAGAGUUUACAUUUUCUUCAUUGGCAAUAAAAAAGUGCUCAAUUUACAAAAAGGGAUACAUCAAACCCAAAACAUGCAAUGGUUGUUCAUUUUAAAAAACACCCAUAAGUUAAGAGUUCCCACGAGAGCAGUGGGUGGGCAGGGCCCCCCUCACACAUUCCCAAGGAUGUGCUUCGGGAGACUUGAUUCCAUGCAGGGCAUAAACUGUGGAACCCCCUUCGGCAGGAGGCAGCGACGGCCUCCAACCAGGAUGGCUUCAAAGAGGAUUAGACAAAUUCAUUGAUGGCCACAAUGGCCUGGCUCUGCCUCAACGGUGGGAGGCAGCCGUGCUCCUGGAUCCCCGUAGCUGGAAGCUGCAGGAGUGGAGAGUUGCUCUUGUGCGCUCGUCCUACUGGCAGAUUUCUGGUUUGGGUGUGGUUCACGCAGAGAGGCGAGCGACAGGCUCCUCUUUCGUGUCAGGCAAUUCUGCUACCUCCAGUCACGUGGAGGUGAAAAUUCUGGCCCCAAGCAGAGACUGGUUGAGAAUGCCGGAAUGGCACACUCUUGUCAGGUCCACGGCCAUCUGUCAGCGAUGCUUUAGCUAAGAUUCCUGCCUAGCAGGAGGUUGGACUAGGUGAACCUCGGGGUCCCUUCCAGCUCUACAUUUCUAUGAUUCUGGGUCUGUUUCAAUCAAGGUUUCAUCCCCUUGUAAUUCUUCCUUCUGCUUCGUCUGUCUCUUUGCCUUGAAGGAGAAUGACUUUGACCGCCUGGCUUUGCAGUAUGCACCCAGCGCCUAGACUGGCCGGGUGCAAGGAAGCUCCGGAUGGCAAUGUCUUGCAGAGCAGGAUUCUGUGUGCUGGGAUCACCGCUUCUCCCGUACAGGUGAAACCUGAAACCGGUCCUCCCCACGCGAGUCCGCCAUGGGGCAGCAUCGAAAUCCCAAAACAUUUUUUGCCCUGUGCUAUGCAGAAAAGAGAUUUCUGCAGACUGUAGUUCGAAACAUUCCCAAUAAAACCUCUGCUAGAUUUAACUACCUGGCUCUUUCUGAUUGUGAAAACUUUAAGCCGCCUUGGACUAGGGCAGCCCAGGAUCGUCAACAUGGAGAUGAACCUGGGGCUUUACAGCUGCCGCACUAAGCUGAAAUCAUUUCCCUGCUCCGGAGUUCACCUUCGUGGGAGCCCAGUGAUAUUGACAGGAGGUUUGUUUUGUGGCCCCCCAGACCAGAAGGACUUCACCUGGACGGUGCCCACUCCCCCAGGUCUGCUCCCCUCCUCGGCUCAACUCCAAGCCCCUGCUUGAGUACUUCCAGCUGGCCUAUUUCCUGCCCAGGCAGAGAGAAGCGCGCUUUGGGAGGACAACCAACAAAACCUCUGGCUUUUGGUCUAGCCCAAAUCUCUCUAUAUAUACAAUGGGGCCCUUUGCUGCUUUUGCCUGGGGCCUUACGCACACUGGCAUGCAACCCCCCCAAGGUGGAAAUUCAGAUCAUGUCGCCCUGAAAAGUUUUCCUUACACCCUGGGAUAAAAGAACCAUUUCCUGACCCUUGGGUUUUCCUUUACUUUUUAUUUAUUAGUAGAUACCAAAUGAAGUGUGUUUGGGGGGGGGGUCAUUUUGAAGCUCUGGCAAAAAUGGGGCACCCCUUUCAAGAUUGGGGAUUUUGCCUAGAGAUUUUGUUUGGUUUUUUAAAUAAUAAUAUUUUAUCCCUUUUCCGUAUAGAAAGUUGCAUUUAUUACUCAACAAUUGUAUUCCAAUUCAACAGAACUAGUGACUUCCCACUCGCCCAACAUCAGUGUUUACAUACAAUGGCAUUUUACAGUCCUGUCUUAUCUAAUUUCAGCCUAACAUGUUUCUUAAUAUGUUCUGCUGUUUUCCUACUCUCCAAAUACCGCUGUGGCUUUCACUUAUGAGAAACAACUUUUUAUAUAGACUAGGAAAGUCUCCUUUAAAAUAUUCAAAAUUUGUAUCUCUUAUCAGCGCUAUCAAUCUUCCCGUCUCUGCAUGUUCUAAGAUUUUGUUUGAUUUUUUGAGUGAUAGGGAGCCCAUAAUGCAGCGAGGUUUCAGAAGGACAUUACUUGUUGUUUACUAUUGUAACAAUUGUUUUCUCAAAAUUUAUUUGCUGUACCAUGAAAAUAAAUAAAAACAGUAUGAAAAAUGAAAAAGAAAUAA